AUGGCCAAGUGUAUCACCAUCGCCAGUGCCUGCAAUCUGUAUUGGCGCAAGCACCAUUUGACCCCCGACACCAUUGCCGUCGAACCUCUCGGUGGUUGGCGAGGGGCCCAAGUCAACCAAUCCCUCAAGGCCCUGCAAUGGUUGUACUACCAGGAACAUCAAAUUCCCAAGGAGGGGGCCAGUGCCGACCGCAUUCGACACGUCCGUAACGGGGGCGAACAGUCCGUCCGGACCAUCGUCAACAGUUAUUUCGUCGAUGGCUAUGAUCCUCUGACCCGAACCGUCUACGAGUUUCAUGGGUGUCUCUACCAUGGUUGUCCCCGCUGUUAUCCCGUGAGAGACGCCAAGCAUUAUGCCACGCCGGAUCGAACCGUGGAGGAACUCUAUCAGGCCACGCUCUCCAAACGUAUGGCUCUACUCCGAGCGGGCUACACCGUCCUAGAAAUGUGGGAGUGUGACUGGGACCGAAUGGUCGAUAACGAGCCCGCUGAAUCUCAGUUUCUGGCUUCCUUCGAUCUGGUCGCACCCUUGGAACCCCGCAAGGCCUUUUUUGGAGGUCGAACCGGCGCGGUGGCUCUGCAUACCGUGCCUGGGGAGGGGGAGGAAAUACUCUAUGUGGAUGUCACCUCCCUGUACCCGUGGGUGAAUAAAAACUGUCCUUACCCCAAUGGGCAUCCAAAAAUCAUCACCCAACCUGCAGACCAGUCUCUGGAUUCCUAUUUUGGUCUGGCCACCGUAGACAUUCUUCCUCCGGCUGGUCUAUUCCACCCCGUCUUGCCUGUACGCUGUGGCCAAAAGCUCACCUUUCCUCUCUGCCGUUCCUGUGUCCAGACAGAGCAGGCCCAUCCCAUGUUGACCAGAACCCGGUAUUGCCCUCAUUCUGACGCUGAUCGCACGCUACGCGGAACCUGGUGCACGCCCGAGCUGGUCAAAGCCGUCGAAAAGGGGUACACUCUCAUCAAGAUCCACGAAGUCUCGCAUUUUCCCCCUGAACAACGCCAAACGGGUCUUUUCGCCAAUUACGUCAACACCUGGCUAAAGAUCAAACAAGAAUCAGCGGGGUGGCGCGGCUGGUGUCAGACCCUCGAGCAGAAACGAGAGUACAUUCUUCGCUACCAGGAACGGGAGGGUAUCCGACUGGACAUUGCCAGCAUUGCCAAAAAUCCUGGUCGCAAGGCCAAGGCCAAACUGAUGCUGAACAGCUUCUGGGGUAAAUUCGGGGAGCGGAUCAACAAACCCACCACCGUCACCGUCCAAAACCCCGCCCAUUUGUUCAGCCUCAUCUCCGACGCCGCCCUCGACAUCAGCACUCUCCGCCUCUGCACCGACGACAUCUUGGAGGCCGUUUACACCAGGGUCCAAGACAAUGCCGUCAAAGGCACCAAGACCAAUAUCUUUGUGGCGGCUUUCACCACGUGCCAUGCACGACUGAAGCUCUACGAGUCCCUCGACACCCUUCAACAACAAGUCCUUUACUACGAUACGGACAGCGUGAUAUACCGAUGGCUUCCCGACCAACCCUCCAUCACCACGGGUGAUUUUCUCGGGACAUGA
This is a messenger RNA of Porites lobata, 1554 nucleotides long. The record is from the annotation of a GenBank genome assembly. NCBI's taxonomy places the organism in Eukaryota, Metazoa, Cnidaria, Anthozoa, Scleractinia, Poritidae.